AUGUCUCAGAAAGGUCAAAAGCAACCGCCAAAGACGACGCCUGCCAGUACGGUACGACCUCAGGCGACCAACGGCAAUGCUAAGACUCCACCAAGUGCUAACAGCACGAGAGCAGGCUCGUUUUCAGCUGCCGAUCUCAAUCGCAUUGUCUUGGAAUACCUGAACAAAAAAGGCUAUCAUCGGACCGAACAAAUGCUUAGAGUAGAGAGCUCGCGUACUUUAACUCCCCAGAAUAAACAGUCGCCCGGGAACCCUGCAACAGGGUCGUUCCCAGAACCUGGUCAAGAGCCCAGUUACCAAGGUACUAGACCCGUGUCGAACCCAGUGAACGUGAAGCGCGAUUCUGAUGGCAACUUGAUAUCACAACAGGCUAACAGUUCACCAAGGCACUACUUUCUAGCUUACUCAAUGUUGAAGAAUUGGGUCGAUUCUUCGCUGGACAUGUACAAACCAGAGCUUACGCGAAUAAUUUACCCAAUUUUCAUAUACGUCUUCCUGACUUUGGUUGCAAAGAACGCGAUUCAAGCACGCCGAUUUUUCGACAAAUUCUCAGUGGACUAUAAAGCGUUUCACGCGUCGGAAAUCAACAAACUCUUCUCUGUUAACUCAAUCGAUCAUAUCAAGGAAAAUGAGUUAGCUCAGGGAUUUCAAUCCAACAAAUACCGAGUAACCAUUUCACGUACAACGUUGAAUCUACUUCUAUACUUCUUGAACGAAAACGAAAGUAUCGGAGGCUCUUUACUUAUUAGUAUCAUUAACCAAAAUCUGGAUCCAAACAUUGUGGAGACCAUAACCUCUCAAGAAACUUUGACAGAUGGCAUAAAAGACGUUUCGGCAGGUGCUGUUGACGUGGAGACACACAACUCCGUCCCCGUGAAAUUGGGGAAGUUUCCUGUAGAUGAAGAAUUCGCCAAAGAGGUGGAGACUGAGCUACAACGGAAGGAUGAUCAAGCUAAAUCGCAAGACGAAGAGAGCAAUCAGAAGGGUCUUAUCGAAGAAUAUAGAGAGUUGAACAAGUUCGCGAAGGAUGAAAAAUCUACUAAUGAUGAUGACAAAACAGAGCCUGGCACCAUGCUCGUGGAUUCCGACAAAAAGGAUGACCGCAAACAAGAUUUGUUUAUGGAGUCGCCUUCUCGAGAUAUUUUGCCUUUGCCUUCAAAGACAGCACUCGACUUGAAGUUGGAAAUUCAAAAAGUUCGCGAAUCCCGGGAUGCUAUGCGUCUAGAGAAUUUACAAUCUUCAGCGCCCAGUGUUUGCAUGUACACAUUUCACAACACAAAUUCGGAGAUGACCUCUCUCGAAUUCAGUGAUGAUGUUAGGUUGGCUUCAGCUGGUUUCCAGGAUAGUAUAAUCAAAAUUUGGUCAUUGGAUGGUACGCCUUUACAGAACAAGCUACCAUCAAAACAAGGAGAUCGGGCGAAUAAUGCUACUCUUGUUGGUCACAGUGGAACAGUUUACUCGACUUCCUUCAGUCCUGAUAAUCGCUAUCUGAUAUCGGCAUCCGAGGACAAAACCGUAAGGCUGUGGUCCACUGACACAUUUACAUCUUUGGUUAGCUACAAAGGUCAUAAUCAUCCAAUAUGGGAUGUGGCGUUUUCUCCCCUAGGCCACUAUUUCGCAACUGCUUCACACGACCAAACUGCCAGGCUGUGGUCUUGCGACCAUAUUUACCCACUAAGAAUAUUUGCUGGCCAUUUGAAUGAUGUCGAUACUGUGUCUUUUCAUCCAAAUGGUACCUACGUUUUCACAGGGUCCAGUGAUAAGACUUGUCGUAUGUGGGAUAUGAGCACCGGUGAUUCAGUUCGUUUAUUUCUAGGCCAUACAGCUCCAGUUACAUCAACGGCAGUUUCACCUGAUGGAAGAUGGCUGUCGACUGGUAGUGAAGAUGGUAUCAUCAACGUUUGGGAUAUUGGUACAGGCAAAAGGCUGAAACAAAUGAGAGGUCAUGGAAAGAACGCGAUUUAUUCUCUAUCUUAUAGUAAAGAGGGGAACGUUCUGAUGUCUGGCGGUGCUGAUCAAUCAGUCAGAGUUUGGGAUGCUAAAAAGUCCUCAGCGGAGCCUGGCGCAGAACCAGAACAGCCUUUCACAAGCUAUUCGGGCGACGUGACGACAUCCGUUAAUCAGGACAUUAAAGAGUAUGGUCGUAGGAGAACAAUCGUGCCUACAAGUGACCUGCUGGCGUCGUUCUACACUAAAAAAACACCUGUGUACAAAGUCAAGUUUACAAGGAGUAAUCUGGUUCUUGCAGGAGGUGCUUUCAGGGAAUGA
This is a messenger RNA of Lachancea nothofagi CBS 11611, 2268 nucleotides long. The record is from the annotation of a GenBank genome assembly. Lineage: Eukaryota; Fungi; Ascomycota; Saccharomycetes; Saccharomycetales; Saccharomycetaceae.